Messenger RNA from Fusarium coffeatum, 1068 nucleotides. RefSeq lists its product as uncharacterized. The coding region runs from base 1 to 1068 and encodes 355 amino acids. Gene Ontology annotation, molecular function: zinc ion binding; alcohol dehydrogenase (NADP+) activity. The transcript is spliced from 3 exons. NCBI's taxonomy places the organism in Eukaryota, Fungi, Ascomycota, Sordariomycetes, Hypocreales, Nectriaceae. Gene Ontology annotation, biological process: alcohol metabolic process. The record is from RefSeq and is a predicted model, not a curated record.
AUGUCUUCACCAACAAAGUUUGAGGGCUGGGUCGCCGAAAAGCCAACAAGUGAACAGGAUCUGGUGUGGAGCGAGUACGAUAUGAAGCCCUUCGAAGAAACCGAUAUUGAAAUUCGUAUCACCCAUUGCGGUGUCUGCGGAACGGAUAAUCACACGGCUCAAAACGGCUGGGGAACCACUUCAUACCCCAUCGUUGUUGGGCACGAAGUCGUCGGAAUAGCCACUCGGGUUGGCACCGAAGCUGUUGGUGGAAUCAAAGUGGGAGAUAUCGUGGGUGUAGGCGCCCAAAGCGAUGCUUGUUUCGAACGCGACGGUCCUUGCGAAGAGUGCUCCAACGGUCUUCACAACUACUGCUCCAAGAUUGUGAACACCUAUGGCGGUACCCAUCGCUGCGGAGCAACAUCGACAGGUGGUUAUGCCAAGUGGCACCGCUGUCCUUCCAGAUUCGUUGUCAAGAUUCCCGAUGGUCUGGCUCCUGAACAUGCCGCGCCCAUGCUGUGUGCUGGAGCUACGGUGUAUGCGCCGUUGAAGCACUUCGGGGCGAAAGGAAGAAAGGUUGCAAUUAUUGGUAUCGGUGGAUUGGGGCAUUUCGGCAUCAUGUUCGCCAAAGCGUUGGGCGCGGCUGAAUUGGUGGCUGUUUCGAGAAGUUCGGAUAAGAAGGGCGAUGCUCUGGCUCUUGGAGCGGAUGAGCACAUUGCGACGGCUGAUGAGGGAUGGGCCGCGAAGAACAGGAGGAGGUUUGACUUGAUCGUUAACACCGCUGAUGGAAAUAACAUGCCAUGGGCAGAAUAUCUCGGACUUCUGAGAAUGGACGGCACGAUGGUUCAAGUCGGUGCACCCGAAAAGGCAAUCCCGAUCAACAUCUUCUCGCUACUUCCCAUUCGAGGCAAACUCACGUCUACGCAGACUGCAAGUCCUGACGAGAUGCGAGAAAUGCUGCAGUUGGCGGCCGAUAAGGGUCUGAAGUCGUGGGUUGAAGAACGGCCGAUGAAGGAGGCUAAUGAGGUGCUGAAGGAUCUUCAAGCUGGAAAACCCAGGUUCCGAUAUGUCCUUGUUAAUGAGGAGUAG